Molecule: messenger RNA, 3074 nt
Organism: Strongylocentrotus purpuratus (purple sea urchin)
Lineage: Eukaryota; Metazoa; Echinodermata; Echinoidea; Camarodonta; Strongylocentrotidae
Product: ankyrin-1-like
Exons: 5
Coding region: 1-3030 (1009 amino acids)
Molecular function (GO): protein binding
Source: RefSeq, a predicted model, not a curated record
AUGGCGCUGUUUUCUACAGCGGCAAAAGGAGACGUCCAGAAGAUACAAUCAUUAAUCGACUCAGAAGACAAGUCCGAGGAUUCGAGAGGAGUUGAUGUAAACUGCUCGGAUGCAUCUGGCAAGACACCCCUUCACAUUGCUUCGGCAAACGGACAUUUGCAAACGGUUAAAUGCCUAACCAAUCAUGGAGCAAAGGUGAAUGUAAUCGAUGCUAACCUACAGACAUCGGUUCACUUAUGUUCAAAGAAAGGCCAUCUUCAUGUGGUAGAGCUGUUAGUGAACGAAGGAGCAGAUAUUAAAAUUGGCGACAAAGAUGGGUUUACAGCUCUUCACAUAGCAUCAUUCGAGGGUCAUGUUGACAUUGUCAAAUACCUUGUUAGUAAAGGGGCAGAGCUGGAGAGACUUGCUAAUGAUUAUUGGACACCUCUACACCUUGCAUUAAACGGUGGCCAUCUUGACAUUGCAGAGUACCUUUUGACAGAAGGAGCCAACAUUAACACGUGUGGUAAAGGUGGAUGUACAGCUCUACAUGCUGCAUCACAAACUGGUAAUAUUGAUGGAGUGAAAUAUCUAACUAGUCGAGGAGCAGAGCAAAAUAAGAUCACUGAGGAUGGUUGGACCGCGCUGAGUCUGGCUUCAUUUAGGGGACACCUUGACAUUGUCAAAGUUCUCGUUAACGUAGGGGUAGAGGUUGACAAAGCACUCAGGAACGGGAUGACACCCUUGUUUCUGGCAACAAAAAAAGGCCAUUUGGGUAUUGUCGAAGUCUUACUGAACGUAGGAGCAAAUAUUGAUAACUGUAAUCGAAACGGGCAAACAGCACUCCACAUCGCAUCGUCCAAUGGACACGUUGAAAUAGUUCAUCAUCUUGUUAGCAAAGGUGCACAGCCUGAAAAAUGUGACAACACCAACAUGACACCCUUGUCUUGUGCUUCUCAAAAAGGCCAUCUUGAAGUCGUCGAGUGUAUCGUUAACAAAGGAGCAGGCAUUGAUAUCGUUGAUAAAAAUGGAUUAACUGCUCUUCACAUAGCAUCAUUCAAGGUCGUCGAGUAUAUCUUGUACAAAGGAGCAGGCAUUGGCAUUGGUGAUAAAGCUCUUCACAUAGCAUCACUCGAGGGUCAUCUUGAUAUUGUCAAAUACCUUGUUAGUAAAGGGGCAGAGCUGGAGAGACUUGAUAAUGAUUACUGGACACCUUUACACCUUGCUUUAGACGGUGGCCAUCUUGACAUUGCAGAGUACCUUUUGACAGAAGGAGCCAACAUUAACACGUGUGGUAAAGGUGGAUAUACAGCUCUUCAUUCUGCAUCAAAAGCUGGUAAUAUUGAUAGAGUAAAAUAUCUAACCAGUCAAAGAGCAGAGCUGGAUAAAAGCACUGACGAUGGAUGGACCGCACUUAGUUUGGCUUCAUUUUGGGGACACCUUGAUAUUGUCAAAGUUCUUGUUAACGGAGGGGUAGAGAUUGACAAUGAACCCAGGAACGGGAUGACACCCUUGUUUCUCGCAGCAGAAAGAGGCCAUUUGGGUAUUGUCGAGGUCUUACUGAACGUAGGAGCAAAUAUUGAUAACUGUAAUCGAGACGGGUUAACAGCACUCCACAUUGCAUCGUCCAAUGGACACGUUGAAAUAGUUCAUCAUCUUGUUAGCAAAGGGGCACAGCUUGACAAAUGUGACAAAACUGACAAGACGCCCUUGUAUUGUGCUUCUCGAGAAGGCCAUCUUGAAGUCGUCGAGUAUAUCGUGAACAAAGACGCCGGCAUUGAAAUUGGCGACAAAGAUGGGUUUACGGCUCUUCACAGAGCAUCAUUGGAGGGAGCAGGCAUUGAUAUCGUUGAUCAAAAUGGGUUAACUGCUCUUCACAUAGCAUCAUUCAAGGGUCAUCUUGAUAUUGUCAAAUACCUUGUUAAGAAAGGGGCCCGGCUUGACAUAUGUGACAAAAACUACAGAACACCCUUGGCUUGUGCUUCUCAAGAAGGCCAUCUUGAAGUCGUCGUGUAUAUCGUGAACAAAGGAGCAAGCAUUGGAAUCGGUGAUAAAGAUGGGUUUACAGUUCUUCACAUAGCAUCACUCAAUGGUCAUCUUGAUAUUGUCAAAUACCUCGUUAGUAAGGGUGCAGACCCGGGGAAACUUACUGAUGAUUACUGGACACCUUCAGGCCUUGCUCUUAAUGGCGGCCAUCUGGGUAUACAUGACUUUCUUUUAAAUAGAGAAGCAACAAAGAUCGUUAAGCCAUUCAUUGGGUUUGAAGAGGACCACUAUGACUACCUUCGCAGUACUUUUGGUAGUAAGGCUUUCCCUGGCUAUAUGCCCCCAUCCUCCCGAACAUGCGAUCCAUAUCGUACCAGUCCACAAGACAGCUCUCGAUCCUCGAGGAAGAGCAGCACAGAAGAGACAAUGAUUAUUAGUCUUGACGAGUACAGCAUCAAGGUUACACUUUCACCAGACGAUGUGGACAGAGCCAAAUAUAUCACAGCAGAAGCAUUGACAACCAUUCCACAUGACUUAAACCUGGAAAAAGACGAAGUUAUCAUCUCAGUUGGGCUCAAGCUAUCCCCUCCUGGUCUUCAGUUUAAAACUCCGGUGGAAGUCACGGUCUCACAUAGCGCUAUUUUCACCAACCCAGACAAGGCAGAAAUUGUGCUAUACACCCGAAGAACUGAGUCUGAUGAAUUUUCAAGGAUAGUUCCUGCUUCUGACAAAGCUGCUCGGUGUGUAGUCGCAAAGAAUCACCUUACUCUGUACUUAGACCAUUUCUCGGAAUGGUGGAUUAUCUCCUUAAUCAGGAGAUACUUCAUCGGUAAAAGGCUCAUCUGUACGCCAUACGUUCCCCUAUCAACAUACAGAGACGAGUUGAACCGCAUCUAUCUCGUCAUUAAAGACGACUUCUACGGCAUGAAAGAGGAUACCAUACGAGACUACCAGGUAGCCUUUCUUGGUGAGCAGUACUGUGUAUAUUGGGGAAAAGGACCCCUUUCUGUAAGACAUCUGGAAAACAAAGAGGAAGUGUCAAAGGAGGUAACAAUCCCAAUAUAGUUAUUAUAGUAUUGAUGACUGCUUUGAGAGAAAUAGUUGUUUUU